AUAACAGCUGACAAGCUGCAUCAGUCGGGGGUUUGUCUCUUAAUUUACUCUUAGGUUUGUUAGGAGCACUACACUUCAGCUGUAGCGAAAACAUUCAUUUGUGACCUAUCUAUGAAAAAAUAUCAAUCGAUUAGCUUGUGGCUAGGUAUCUUAUAUAUUGACAUUAACACUUUUAUAUAUGUUUAACUUACUAAGUAGUCGAUAAGGCGCGUUUAGCACAAAAAACUAAAGAGCGAGACAUUAAUAACUAGACUCAAAAUUCUAACGAUGUAUUCCUCCUUUCCUCUACCCCUCACAACAAUGACUUGUUCCUUCUCUUCCUAUUAAUAAUCGGGUCUAGAUGUUGAGCAGGUAUAUAUACAAAAGCUAAAUGAGAGUGUGAACUUAUGACGCAAUCGAGUCAAAGAGCGUUCGCAAGAGCGUGACGAUGGUAGCGUUAUCAGAAGAAUACCUCUUUAGAUAAUUAUAGUCGAUUACUCUUUUGCACGCACAAACUUUGUUUGCCCUUUUAUGGAAGUUUGUUUGCCACUCUUCGUGCAUUGCCGAAACAAUAUAAAAGCAACAACCGGUCUCUUGGCUGUCUUUAGUUUGUGCUUUACACUUGGAGAUAUUAAGAGUCGCUAAAAUGGAUCGUUGGCAGAAUCGCGUUGCUGUUGUCACUGGUGCGAGUUCAGGCAUUGGAGCAGCUUGUUGCAAAGAUCUGGUGGUCAAGGGCAUGAUUGUGGUAGGUUUGGCACGACGCGAACAACGUCUGCAGCAACUCAAAGAUUCACUGCCCGCGAAUCAAGCAGCUAGCUUCCAUUUCCGAGCCUGUGAUGUGAGCGUGGAGCAACAGGUCAUCGAUGCCUUCAAGUGGGUGGAUCAGACGCUAGGUGGUGCCGAUGUGCUCAUAAACAAUGCGGGAAUUGUGCGGCUACCGAACAUCACAGAUGAGGGCAACUCGGAUGAUUUGCGCGCCACACUGGACACUAAUGUGCUCGCUGUGUCAUGGUGCACUCGUGAGGCAUUUCAAUCGCUGCAGCGUCGCAAGGUUAACGAUGGCCAUGUGAUCAUCAUCAACAGUGUGGUGGGUCACAAGGUGCCCAUGUAUGGCCUGAGCAUGUAUGCGCCGUCUAAGUAUGCUGUUACCGCUUUGACGGACGUACUGCGCUGGGAGUUCCUCAAGAAAGGCACGAAGACCAAGAUUACGAGCAUCAGUCCUGGUGGCGUUGAUACGGAAAUCCAUGCGAACAAUUCAAUGGCUGGAGCGCCAAUGCUGCGUGCUGAGGAUUUGGCGGAUGCGGUGACUUAUUGCAUCCAGACGCCGCCCCAUGUACAAAUUCAUGAGCUUACUAUCAAACCGGUUGGCGAGCAAUUUUAAAUAAACAAUAAAUAAAUACAAUUUUUCAAAAACAAAAAAUUG
Messenger RNA from Drosophila nasuta, 1402 nucleotides. RefSeq names its product farnesol dehydrogenase-like. The transcript is spliced from 2 exons. NCBI's taxonomy places the organism in Eukaryota, Metazoa, Arthropoda, Insecta, Diptera, Drosophilidae. The coding region runs from base 626 to 1360 and encodes 244 amino acids. The record is from RefSeq and is a predicted model, not a curated record.